AAAAACCCUUUGCAUUCGCUGGAGAAUUCGACGCGCCCAUUCAUCGACCAAUCAAUGAAAAAUCUAGUACUUACUACUUUACCACGGCUACCAUUGGUUUGGUUCGUCAUUACUGCGCCUGUAGGAGUAUUCUCGUAUUGUUUCCCCAUACGGCGGGGGGCCCACCCACUGAUCAAGCGGGAGCAGCAGCAGACAAGGCGGGAGUUGAGCCGGGCGCGUCUCGCGAGUCUUGCCUCGUCUCUCUGCAAAUGGGUGCCGUCCAUAUAUAAACUGGACGCGGCAGUGGUCCUCAGUCUUCACACUCCCCACUCCUCUCUCUCUUUCUCCCUCCCUCGUCGUCCCAUCGGAACUCGGAUGGGGAGCGGGAGCGAGGCGCAUCUGCCGCGGAGCCGUUCGGUCUCCGCGCAGCCUUGAGCGCCGCACCGUGUCUUCGGGCUGUCCAGCUUGCGUCGCGAGGGGCGAGACGCUACGCGAGAGCGCGACAGGGCUCUUGGAUCCCCCCAGAGGGCCACAGAGCCCACACAACAGCAGAUACCCGCCGCGCAGUGGAGCCUAGAUAGAGAGAGAGAGAGAGAGUAGUGCAGCCGCUACCGCUCUCGCUCGCUCGGCCGUCGGCGACAUGGACAAGGAGAAGAGGAGGAGGAGCUGGAUCGAGCGCAUCAGGCGGCUCUUCACCACCUCGUCGUCCGACCCCAAGCCCGCGCCCAAACCAGCACCAGACAAGAAGGCCAAGAGCAAGCGGUGGCUGCCGGGGAAGCUGCGCGCGCAGCAGUCGUUCGCGCUCCCGGCGCCCGCGCCCGCGGCCACGGAACCGGACCAGAUCAGGCGGGCGGAGGACGAGCAGAGCAAGCACGCCGUGGCCGUCGCCCUCGCCACCGCGGCCGCCGCCGAGGCCGCUGUCGCCGCCGCGCACGCCGCCGCCCACGUGGUCCGCCUCACCGGCCAGGCGCCGGUGGUGCCGCCCUUGCCCCGGCAGGUGCGGGGGCAGGAGAAGGAGCGGGAGCAGGCCGCCGUCGCCAUCCAGUCGGCUUACCGCGGAUACCUGGAGCAGCAGCAGGCGAGCAACAAGCGGUGGGACAGCAGCAUCUUCUCCAAGGAAGAGAUGAGCGCCAUGACGAGGAGCAAGGAGGAGGCGGCCCUCAAGCGCGUGCGCGCGCUGCAGUACGCCUCCCUGCACAACGAGAAGCUGGGCCUCCGGCGGCCGCCCUCCCCCUCCAUGUCCAGGGACGACGAGGCGGACGCGCUGAACAACCAGCGCUGGAGCUGGCUGGAGGAGUGGGUCGGCUCGCAGCCCUUCGACAAGGACGUCCCCGUGGCGCACCAGUCCCCGUACACCCGCAGCGCCAGCAGGGGUGAGCACGACGACGUCGUCGACCGGCUCGGCUGCUCGGCCCGCCGCUCCUUCGCCCGGCCGACGCGCACGCCGCCGAGGGGGGACUGCUACGGCGACGCGGCGCAGUUCCCGGGGUACAUGGCCUCCACCGCGUCCGCCAAGGCCAAGUUCAGGUCCAUGAGCACGCCCAAGGAGCGCUCCGCCGCCGGCUACGACGCCUACUCGGAGCACUGCUUCCCGUUCGCCGACCGCCUGCUCUCGCCGAUCCCGUCCAUGUCGCCCAUCCCCUCCGUCGCCAGCGACAUGGGCUUCGCCAGGCCGCCCGUCGCGCAGCGGUCGCCGCGGGUGCCGGCCAAGAGCCCCAUGACGCCCGCGAGGGCGCGCACGCGGAGGUCGCACGGCGGCCACCACAGCUUCGGCUCCGAGGCUGCGCUGCACCAGCUGCAGAUGGAGCACUACACCCCAGUCCGCUGAACGUUUGCUCUUUUUCUGAUGAUGCGAUGCAACGAGCAACGAUGCCGUCCGUCGGUCCUUUGUGAAGAUACAAUUCUUUUGUUUGUUCGACUUCCUUACCAUAAAUUGGUGGGUUCAAAUGUUGGAUGCAAGACGAUGGAACUUUCAAUCGCACUGUAGGUGACAAUGCACCGUGGAUCCAUGAUGUAAGAGCGCAAACUAUAUGAAUUGUGAUCUGGGCCUAGUCAGUCCUGAACAGAGGCACGGUCCCCUUUCCCACUGUCUAGGGAAUAAGAGUCGCCAACAGGAGUAUGUAAACUCCUUGAUUGCACGCUUCCUGAGUCGCCAACAGGGAAUAAGCACAAUAAUUAUCUUCUUUGCAUGUUA
This is a messenger RNA of Zea mays, 2173 nucleotides long. Its product is annotated as IQ-domain 1. Gene Ontology annotation, molecular function: protein binding. Bases 620 to 1807 code for a protein of 395 amino acids. The record is from RefSeq and is a predicted model, not a curated record. Lineage: Eukaryota; Viridiplantae; Streptophyta; Magnoliopsida; Poales; Poaceae. The transcript has 4 exons.